CUAAGUUAUUUUCUGUAUGUAUGUACUUACAUAAGAGUCGAGAUGUACCUCAGGCUGUCCAAUUAGCAUUUGUGGGUCUGCCUUCUUUCUGUCCGAAGUUCCUAUUGCACGACAUAUUACUCGAAACUCUCUUCAAAUGCAGGCAGCACCGGCCAGUGCCCUCAGCGCCCUUGCUGACCCUCCUGCUCGAAUGGUCGAUGGUGCAGCCAUGGACUACUUAUUGAUCGAAGCUGUGAAUGCCCUUCGUGUCUCAUCAGCAGUCGCUUCUGCUCGAGCAAAAAAAAUCGAGCGUGACAUGGUUGAAGCUGGGUUGGUUCCACCACCGCCACCCGCCAAACAACAGAAUCCAAGAGACAGCGCUAGUAGCACGUCAGGUAAGAUAUCAGGGCCUGCGGAUGAGGAUGAGGGGGUGAGGUCUAGGCUGGAAGCUAUCGGUAUGCAUGUUGGGGGUAACUUUGCGGAGAGGCUUUGCCGCGAUCGCCCAUUAUUCAGCGACUCCCUGGACGUUAUCAAGUUUGUUUGCAAGGAUCUUUGGGUCUCUUGCUGGGACAAACAAGUCGACAACUUACGUACAAAUCACAGAGGGGUCUAUGUUCUUCAAGAUAAUGCCUUUAAGCCAAUUUCUCGAAUUUCCUCAUGGGAGGGUCGACAAGAAGCCCUUAAGCGAGCCAAGCUGUAUGUCGCACUUCCUGCUGGAAUUAUUCGGGGUGCAUUGUCUCGAAUUGGGUUUCAAGGGACGGUGGUUCCUGAAAUCACCACUCUACCUCAGUGCACCUUCCAGAUUAAGCUACCAAAAAACACAUGAAGCUAUAACACUAUCUCAGCGUUAAUCCAUGCUAGCCCAAGUUGUGAAGUGGACUGCUGAACUCGAAUCCCGUUGCUGAAAGCUCAGUUGAACGGUUGAAGGUGUCGGAGUCAUCAAGUGGUGAGAUGGACAUCAAGUAGGCAAUGUGGUUCAAAGGAAGAGUCGGGUCUUGCGUCAGCUGUUAUCGAGUUUCUGGCCACAAACUUCUCUCCA
Messenger RNA from Suillus subalutaceus, 1018 nucleotides. RefSeq names its product NO signaling/Golgi transport ligand-binding domain-containing protein. The coding region runs from base 137 to 805 and encodes 222 amino acids. Lineage: Eukaryota; Fungi; Basidiomycota; Agaricomycetes; Boletales; Suillaceae. The record is from RefSeq and is a predicted model, not a curated record. Gene Ontology annotation, cellular component: trans-Golgi network; cis-Golgi network; TRAPP complex. Gene Ontology annotation, biological process: endoplasmic reticulum to Golgi vesicle-mediated transport; regulation of GTPase activity. The transcript is spliced from 5 exons.